GUCCUGGCUGCCUGGAUCUGCUCUCAGCAUGAAGAAACUCCUGGUGGGAUUCCUGCUGGGCCUGGCAUUCGUGGAGUUGGCCCAGUCCCUGCAAUGUUACGUGUGCAAGCAGCCCAUUGACAUUUCCCAGUGCAGGACACCCGUCACGUGUCCCCCAAGAGCCACCGUGUGCACCACGACCCUGCACUCCGUGGACUUAGGUUAUCCCUUUUUUGGCAACAUCACCGUGACCAGGGACUGUGAGGAGGAAUGCCUCACCUCCGAUGGGAUAGGGGCCCAAAAGCCCAAAUCCUGCUGCUACACUGACCUGUGCACAGAGGACACCAACAGCAGCAGUAGGGUGAGGAGCAGCUCUGCAGCGCUGGCUCUGGUGGCACUGGUGGCUGGCACGGUCCUUCAGUGCUUCCUGUGAGGUCACAAGUGUCCCAGCUCCAGCUGAAAGCCCACCACUCUCCCUGCCAAGCUGCCUCACGAACUCUUAGAUGCUUUGGGAAUGUCCUUCUUUGCUGACGGGUGGCUUCACCCCAUCUUCAACGCUGGAUUCAAACCAAGAAUGGACUUAAACCUGGACUUAAACCCCUCAAAUCUCCAGUUUCCUGCUGUUUAAGCAGAUAUUCCUCACCUUCAGCUGCUUCUGGUCCUCAGGAUCCACAGAGAAUGGGUUGGGUUGGAAGGAACCUUCAAGAUCAUCCAGCUCCAACUCCCUGCCAUGGGCAGGGACACCUUCCACCAUUCCAGGUUGCUCCAAGCCCCAUCCAACCUGGCCUGGAACACUUCCAGGGAUCCAGGGGCAUCCACAGCUUCUCUGGGAAUCCUGUGCCAUGUCCUGAUUGAGAGGAGCAGAUGGAUCUGGGCCCAGUUACUUCCUGCCCGUCAGGGUGUGGGUGGCAACUGCAGAGAUCUGGAGCUUAAGUCCAAGGAUAAGCUAAGGAAUGAGUUCAGAAGGGCUCAGCUUCCAUGUGGGAAGAGGAUGGAUUUCUGGAAAGCUCAGCACACCCCCUGGACUGACAAACCUGCAACUCAAAUUUCCAACUUUGGCCAGACAAACACACACCCCCCUCCCUCAGCUUCUGCCUGAGCUCAGGUUGCAGUUGGAGCUCCCAGAUUUCCCUUUCCAGAUGUUUUAAAGACUAUUCCAAGCAAAUUCUUCUCUUAUUCUGCCCUCCCUUCAUCCCUUCAGAGCAGAGACUGCAGGAUAGGAAAAGUAAUGGUUAUCCCAGACCCUCAGCUCUAGGAAAAAUCGUUUAAAGUGCUGAGAUCCCAGCUGAGAUUUGCUUGGAGCAGAUGUGGGAUUGAUUCUGAGGCCCUGCCUUCUGCAAAAGCAGCUGGAGUGGAAGCAGAUAUGAAUGAGCCAGGUGUGCCCAGCUCACAGAGAUGCAGGAAAUUUGCCAUUCCCUCUGCUCCUAUUGCCAGGGAUCGUCCAGAUGAUCAGGAAACAAGGGUAGAGUGGAGCAUGGAUACACCCCAUGCACCAUCCUUGUGUGCUCACUGCAUCCCUGCAACCUCCUCUGUGGCAAAAUCCAUUUAUCCUCCAUUCCCCCCCCUCCUUUUUCCACUCUCUUUCCACAAGAAACAAAAGCAGGGGGCUCUUUUUCCUCCUUGCACAGAGGGAAUAUUUUCUCAAGGUCUGUCUCAGUACCAUUUAGGAGAAAACUUGGACAAUCUUGCAUUCCUUGGCAUAGCUCAGGAGGAUGGUGAGCCGUUUUCCCUGGAGGUGAAACCCACUAAAACAGUGGAACACCCCCUGGCAAUGCUGAGAUCUGCAGGGAGCAAAUGCCAUGGAGAGGACAAUAAUUGGAAGUUACUCAAAUCCC
Molecule: messenger RNA, 1814 nt
Organism: Zonotrichia albicollis (white-throated sparrow)
Lineage: Eukaryota; Metazoa; Chordata; Aves; Passeriformes; Passerellidae
Product: ly6/PLAUR domain-containing protein 2-like
Cellular component (GO): plasma membrane
Source: RefSeq, a predicted model, not a curated record